Messenger RNA from Pocillopora verrucosa, 930 nucleotides. Its product is annotated as adenosine receptor A2b-like. The record is from RefSeq and is a predicted model, not a curated record. Gene Ontology annotation, biological process: G protein-coupled receptor signaling pathway. NCBI's taxonomy places the organism in Eukaryota, Metazoa, Cnidaria, Anthozoa, Scleractinia, Pocilloporidae. Gene Ontology annotation, cellular component: plasma membrane. Gene Ontology annotation, molecular function: G protein-coupled receptor activity.
AUGAGCGAUCUAUAUUGUUAUCAGUCAUUGUAUUUCCCUUCCUUCGCCGAACUUAAUGUUCUUCGUGGGACAUUCAUCGCCAACUGUAUCCUCAACGGGUUUUUAACCCAUACUGCCAUCAUGUUGAAUAUUGUGACUAUCUACGCGAUUUGGAAAACUUCAACGAUACCAAAACCUGUAAAAACUUUACUGCUAAGUCUUGCUUUCUCUGAUUUUGGUGUUGGUUUGUUGGCUCAACCCAUUUACACUGCAUUUCUGGUCAGCUGGCUACAACUGAACGAUCCCAGCUGUUACGUUUACCGACUGUUCUCUAUUUGCGGUUACUUGUUCUCGAUGGCUUCGUUCUCAGCUGUUGUGGCUGUAAGUGUAGACCGGUUCUUAGCUGUUCACCUUCAUCUCAGAUACCAUGAAUUUGUGACUCACAAGCGUGUUGUUGCUGUGGUGAUCUCCAUAUGGGUGUUUAGUGCAUUUGUUUCUUCGAUGGUAUUAUGGGCUCCGGUCAGUACUUUAAAUAAUAUGAUUUCAUUUACUGGUGCUUUUUGUUUUAUUGUAAAUGCUGUGAUGUACAUCAGGAUUUAUUUAAUUGUCCGACAGCACAAGAAUCAGAUUCAAUCCUUGCAAGUAAAUGAAAGAUCUCAAUCUGGUGAGAUGACAAAUUUUGCAAGCCUCAUUAAAUCUACCGUUGGUGUAUUCUAUGUGUAUCUCGUGUUUCUGAUUUGCUAUCUGCCUUAUGUUAUUUCUGUGGUUGCCAUCAGAAUCAACGGUCCGAGUAUCGCUUUCAAGAAAGUUUUUCUCUUCUCAAUGAUUUUCGUGAAUCUUAAUUCAUCUCUGAACCCUGUACUUUACUGCUGGAAGAUGAGAAACAUUCGAAACGCUAUCCUGCACAUAUUGCGGAACAUGUCGUGGAACAGAAACAAUCCUUCACACUAG